AUGUGCUAUGGCGUCCGACGUCAUGUAUCCUUACGCACCUGGAGCGCUAAAGUUUGUGGCAUCGUCAAAAAUGGUUUUCUCCUGUUUAUAUCUGGUAUAACCGCGGUUUCGGGACAGUACAUCUACAAAGAUAUCAGCGGACAGAAGGAAAGCAGCGGCGGGAGUAACUGGGGCAUAAGCGUUCCCCCCGCAUUUUACUUCAUGAUGUUCAUUGUGGGCUGGGAGUUAGUGAGAGACUUUCUUAAACUGCUGCUUUAUGCUGUCCAGGGUCGAGUAAAAGGCCGCAAGAAACAUCAUCACGCUGACACUGAGGAUGCCAGGAAACGCGUGGAUGAUGACACGAUGGACGGGUUUCAUUGCCGCUGCUGCCGUUACGCCGCCUUGCGCGACUGA
This is a messenger RNA of Cylicocyclus nassatus, 393 nucleotides long. The record is from the annotation of a GenBank genome assembly. Lineage: Eukaryota; Metazoa; Nematoda; Chromadorea; Rhabditida; Strongylidae.